Messenger RNA from Thermothelomyces thermophilus ATCC 42464, 1121 nucleotides. RefSeq lists its product as uncharacterized. NCBI's taxonomy places the organism in Eukaryota, Fungi, Ascomycota, Sordariomycetes, Sordariales, Chaetomiaceae. Gene Ontology annotation, cellular component: precatalytic spliceosome; U2 snRNP; catalytic step 2 spliceosome. Gene Ontology annotation, biological process: mRNA splicing, via spliceosome. The record is from RefSeq and is a predicted model, not a curated record. Bases 66 to 1109 code for a protein of 347 amino acids. Gene Ontology annotation, molecular function: RNA binding. The transcript has a single exon.
CUCGCAGCCUUUCUUCCCUCCGCCAGUGAGCCAUUGUUGCACACGUGCGUGGCCGCCAUCCAACCAUGAACCAAAUACGGGCUAUACAGGCGCUCAACAAGCGCGAGAUUGAGAAUGGCGUGUCGCCAGAAGCAUCCUGGCACGCAGAUUACCGCGAUACGGCCUUCAUCUACUUUGGCGGCCUGCCGUACGAGCUCACCGAAGGCGACGUCAUCACCAUUUUCAGCCAGUUCGGCGAGCCCGUGUUCCUCAAGCUGGUGCGCGACAAGGAGACGGGAAAGUCCAAGGGCUUUGGAUGGCUCAAAUACGAGGACCAGCGCAGUACCGACCUGGCCGUCGACAACCUUGGCGGCGCCGAGAUUGGAGGGCGCCUAAUCCGCGUCGACCAUGCCCGGUACAAGGCGCGAGAUGAUGAGGAUCUGGAACAGUACAAGGUCGGCUGGGAGGAUAUGUUGCGGCGAGAGCGGGCCGAGAAGGGGUUGCCGAGCGAGGAGGAAGAUGAGACGGACGAGGAGGACGAGCGGCGAGCGAGGCCCAUGAUCAAGGAGGAGCGGGAACUGCAACUGUUGAUACAGAACCACGACGACGACGAUCCGAUGAAGGAAUUUCUGAUUGAAGAGAAGAAGAAAGAAGUGGAAGAAGCACUACGGAGGGAGAAGAGGCGACUGGAGAAGGAAGACAGAAAACAUCGUGACAAGGAGAGGCAUCGGCACCGCGCGCACCACUCGCGGAGGCACGACAGCGACGAGGAGGGAAGAGUGCGGGACCGAUACAGAGACAGAGACGACCUCGACGCCGAUCGGAAAUCCCGGUCUCGGAGGGAUGACACUCCGGUCGACGACGAGCGGAGGAAGCGGCGCCGUGAUACACCCGACCCUGACGAGGGUGAAGGCCGCCGGGGAGAAAGAGACCGGGAAAGGAGGGAUGACCGUCGCCGCCGAGAAGACCGUGGCGAUGACAAUCAUCGUAAACACAGGGAUGACCAUCGACGGCGGCAUCGGGACGAGUCGCGCGACCCUGGUGAGCGUCGACAUCGCGAUCUGGAGGACAGGAGGCGACGGGAUAGGGAGAGGAGUCGAAGCCGUUCCCCGCGUUCACGUAGAGACUGAAUAUGACCCUAC